AUGGCGUCUGACAGCCCGCUCUACAUUGGCUUCGACCUCUCAACGCAGCAGUUGAAAGGUCUGGUCGUCAAUUCCGACCUCAAGGUUAUCUACGUCGCCAAAUUCGACUUCGAUGCCGACUCACACGGCUUCCCAAUCAAGAAAGGCGUUCUGAACAAUGAAGCAGAGCACGAGGUGUUUGCUCCGGUCGCUCUGUGGCUGCAGGCGCUAGACGGCGUUUUGGAGAGUCUGCGCAAGCAGGGACUCGAUUUCCGCCGAGUGAAAGGAAUCAGUGGCGCAGGACAGCAACACGGAAGUGUAUACUGGGGCCAGGAUGCGGAGAAGCUCCUUGCCAAUCUAGAUCCCAAGAAAUCCCUCGAGGCACAGCUGGAGGGUGCUUUCUCACACCCAUACAGCCCCAAUUGGCAAGAUUCGAGCACGCAAAAAGAAUGUGACGAGUUUGAUGCGGCUCUCGGUGAUCCUGAGCAUUUGGCGCAAGUCACAGGAAGCAAAGCACACCACAGAUUCACAGGUCCUCAGAUCCUCCGCUUCACGAGGAAGCACCCCGAGGUUUACCAGAAGACAUCGAGAAUCUCCCUGGUUUCGUCCUUCCUGGCGUCGCUUUUCCUGGGCCAUGUAGCCCCAUUCGACAUCUCCGACGUAUGCGGGAUGAACCUGUGGAACAUCAAGAAGGGGGUUUACGACGACCGCCUGGUUCAGCUCUGCUCGGGUGUCUUUGAAGUCGAGGAACUCAAGCGCAAGCUCGGGGAAGUACCGGAAGAUGGAGGACUACACCUGGGCCACGUCCAUGCAUACUUUGUGGAGCGCUUCGGCUUCAGUCCUGACUGUACAGUCAUCCCAGCAACUGGAGACAACCCAGCGACUAUUCUGUCACUGCCCCUGCGGCCAUCAGAUGCCAUGGUUUCUCUCGGCACCUCUACCACUUUCCUCAUGUCCACCCCCAGCUACGCACCUGAUCCCGCCACACACUUCUUCAACCACCCAACAACCCCCGGAUUGUACAUGUUCAUGCUGUGCUACAAGAACGGCGGCCUGGCCCGUGAAUAUGUCCGAGACGCACUCAAUGAGAGCCUAAAGGACACCCCUGCCCAGCCUUGGGCCAACUUCGACCAGGUUGCGCUGCAAAGUCCCCCGUUGGGCCAGCGAGAUUCAACAGGCCCAAUGAAGAUGGGCCUGUUCUUCCCACGAGAUGAAAUCGUACCCAACAUCCGCAAGGGCCAGUGGCGCUUUACAUAUGAUCCAAGCACAGGAAGUCUGCAAGAGACGACCGAUGGAUGGACUACACAGGAUGAAGCCCGGGCUAUUGUUGAGAGCCAGAUGAUUUCACUGCGUCUGCGUUCUCGGGAACUGACACAGAGCCCUGGUAAUGGGCUUCCUGCUCAGCCACGACGGGUUUACCUUGUCGGUGGAGGAUCUAAGAACAAGGCCAUCGCUAAAAUUGCUGGUGAGAUCCUUGGUGGCGUUGAGGGUGUGUAUCAGCUCGAUGUUAGCGAUAAUGCCUGUGCACUGGGUGCUGCAUAUAAGGCUGUCUGGGGUAUCGAGAGACAGCCCGGUCAGACCUUUGAAAGCCUGGUCGGCCAGCGGUGGAACGAGGACCAGUUCGUUGAGAGGAUUGCGGAUGGUUACCAGAAGGGGGUCUUUGAGAAAUAUGGUCAGGCCGUUGAAGGCUUUGAGAAGAUGGAGCAGCAGGUAUUGAAGCAGGAGGCAGAGAAAGGUAACUCUAAAAAGUAA
Molecule: messenger RNA, 1731 nt
Organism: Penicillium arizonense
Lineage: Eukaryota; Fungi; Ascomycota; Eurotiomycetes; Eurotiales; Aspergillaceae
Product: xylulokinase
Exons: 2
Coding region: 1-1731 (576 amino acids)
Biological process (GO): D-xylose metabolic process; xylulose metabolic process
Cellular component (GO): cytosol
Molecular function (GO): D-xylulokinase activity
Source: RefSeq, a predicted model, not a curated record